Molecule: messenger RNA, 1818 nt
Organism: Cokeromyces recurvatus
Lineage: Eukaryota; Fungi; Mucoromycota; Mucoromycetes; Mucorales; Mucoraceae
Exons: 2
Coding region: 13-1806 (597 amino acids)
Source: RefSeq, a predicted model, not a curated record
CAACAACCACCUAUGACUGCUCUUUGGAAAUCGUUGAAAGGAAAACUCGUUUGCUAUAAUUAUUGGAGCUCAACAAAUUUUUCGGAAUGGAGUCUAAUAAACUUCUACCGAAGUUUAGUAACCAUUGACCCGACCAAGCCAAGAAGAGAAGCAAUUCAGCUUCUCAAAGUACUUGGUGCCGCCUUUGUUGAUUCAAAGGAGUAUAAAGUAAUAGUUGGACUCCAUGCUGCGCUUCGCAAUCAAAACGAUGCCCUCGAUUAUUUCUGGCACACCUCGUAUCCAGAAUUGCAAAAAAAUGCUAUUGAUCACAUUACUAAUGUCGAUAAGGUGGAGGCUGUUUUGGAAGAAGAGGCUGUGGAGAGAUCACAAAGCAAGAAACGCAUGAAUACCCAACUAGAGACAAAAGGCAACAAAAGGAGACAGAAGGAUAAAGCCACUGAUAAAGCUACUGAUAAAGUCACUGGUGAUGCCACUGAUGUUGAAAGCGAUGGUAUCAUGAUACCAAAUUCCACUGUAAGCUUGGGUACCAUAAUCAAAAGGGAAGCCUUAAAACUACAUCAGUUGUACUUGCAAAACCCUAAGCAGCUUACCGACCGCCAACGAAAAAUCAUGACUGCUGGAUUUUCAUCCAUUCUUGAUCUUUCUGACCAGUCAUAUUCAUCUCAGCGAAAACUUUUUGAUAAUGAUCAGUGGAAAUAUAUUAACGACUACUUUGACAAGAAGCUCAAAAUGAAGGAAUACCCUUUGGAUGCAAUUGUCACAAAUAUCCUCAUUAUCAUUAAGAACACGUUAGAUCUAUCGAACGAUUUUAACGCUGUUAAAAGCUAUAUCGGAAAAAUGAAAAUCAAGCAUGCAAGUGAUAUUGGCCUUACGAGGGUGUUUAGUAUAAUAAAGCACAUACUCAGAACAAUGAGUGAUUAUAAAAAGAUGCUUAGUAAUACCAGUAAUAUCAACUAUCGUGAAAAUGAUUACUUUCGAAUCUUAUGGUCUCCUUUGCUGGAGUUAUUGUUCCCUCCCUCAGAAAAUGUCCGUAUUGUCUCAGCUGAAUCUGAAUACCCACUCUCGAUCAAGGAGAAGAAGGUCCUCUAUCCCAAGACAAAGUAUAUUCAUGGCUUUAAAAUUGAUAUCAGAUUGGUCGUUGAUAUUAAUACAGAAGAACUGGAUCUUGCUAUUGGUGAAUGUGCCAAACGUAACAGUGACUCAAAGUCAAUUCAAGAUGAAGACAAACUAUUACGAGAGGCAAAGGAUACAUUAGACGGAAUUAUUCAAAAUACCCAUGGUUAUGAUUGCCGCUUAAUGACUUAUUUUAUUCAAAUUACUGGUACCCAUUGCUCUCUCUCAACUAUGGAGCUUGCUAAAAAUGGCCUUUAUGUCUCUAAGUACCGAUACAGCUUUAACUUUCCAUCCACUGUAUCCGAUCUCUCCAAGCUCCCCAUUACGUUAGGCCACUUACUACAAAUGAAAAAGGAGAUCAAUAUUGCUGCUGAUAAAAUUCUCCAAGCUCGUACAGCAUCAAUUGGUGGAGAAGAGUCGUUUAACCGUCCUUCAGUUUCCAAGAAGAAUAAAAAGCUUGCAUGGAUGAGAGAUACAUGGUACACUCCACCGAGAGACAAAACUUCAAGGAUUCCUGUCCAUAUGUUUACUCCGCCUCCACCUCCUUCAUUCAAAGAGCCCAGUGAUGAAUCCAGCGAUGAAGAAGCAGCUGCUGUUGGUUUACCUGACAAGUUUGGUUGGGUAAAGUAUGCUGAAAAUGAUUAUUUUAAUGUGUUUAGCAAAGAGAGUUCAACUGAGAACCCUUACGAGUGAUGAGUGUCUGUG